UAUAAAAUACAUGGAUGCAUGUAUAUUUGAAAGUAUUCGGAAAAAAAUCAAACUUCUCGUCGUCGUCGUCUUCAACUUUCUGGUUUUCGUAUUCUCUCUGGUGAAAUCAGGUUAUUCAAAAAUCCAGUCUUCCUCUCCAAUACAAGAACCCCAUGUCACCAUGUGAGUUAUGUAAUCAUAACUACAGGUCAUAUUCAUAUUUUCCCAGAAUAUGAUCAAUUCAUUUUGUAUGAGAGGAAGAGAUUAACGAAAUCUAAAAUUCAAAAUCCAAAUCAUGAAAAUAUCAUGGCGAAAAAUCAUGCACAUUGAUUGGAGGAAUAAUGGGAAAUUACCCAAGAAGAAGAAGGAUGAUGCUGCUGAUGAUGAUGAUGAUUGUUUUUAUGAUGCUCUGGAUGAACCAUCUGUUAACAACAAUGGUAAUUCGACUUUCAACACUGAUCGACCACCGCCUCUGUCGUCUGAUAAUGAUUCGUUGUUUGGAGAUGGAAUUCAAUCCGAUUCGUACGCUUCAGAUAGAUUUCAUCACCAACCGAGCUCAAAUUCCGAUCAGACGUCGCCAUUAGCAAAAUCUCCGUGGUCGUCGUAUACGGAACAAACGGAGUCUGCUUCUAUGGAUGAUUAUGGUAAUUACAUCGGAUUAAUGGCUUCUCUUGUUCGAGAAGAAGGACAUAUAUAUUCGUUAGCGGCGUCGGGAAAUCUGUUGUACACCGGAUCUUCUAGCAAAAACAUUCGUGUGUGGAAGAACCGUCAGGAAUAUUCUGGAUUCAAAUCGCAUAGUGGAUUAGUCAAAGCCAUUGUGAUUUCCGGCGAGAAAAUAUUCACCGGCCACCAGGACGGGAAAAUUAGGGUUUGGAAAGCUUCGGGAAAGGAUCCGGAAGUCCAUAAGAAGAUCGGAACUCUACCUAAUUUCAAAUCGAUUGUUAAGAAAUCGAUGAAACCGAAGAAUUACAUAGAAGUUAAGAGAAAUCAUAGCGGAAUUUGGAUCAAACAUUUCGAUGCAAUUUCUAGUCUCAGUUUGAACGAAGAUCAUUCGCUUUUGUAUUCAGGAUCGUGGGACAAAACGAUGAAAGUUUGGAGAGUAUCUGAUUUCAAAUGUUUGGAAUCGAUUUCUGCUCAUGACGACGUGAUUAACACCGUGGUGACCGGAUUCGGUGAUUUCGUAUUUUCCGGCUCGGCGGACGGAACAUUGAAGGUAUGGCGGAGGGAAUCGCAAGGGAAACGAACGAGACAUUACUUUUCGCACACGUUACUGCGGCAGGAGUUUGCCGUGACGUCGUUAGCAGUUAGUCUGGCAGGGGUGGUUUACGGUGGUUGUUCAGAUGGAGUGGUGCAUUUUUGGGAACACGAGAAGCUGAGCCACGACGGCGUUCUCAGAGGCCAUAAACUUGCGGUUCUAUGCCUAGCGGCUUUGGGAACGAUGGUGUUCAGCGGCUCGGCAGAUAAAAACAUCUGUGCGUGGCGGCGAGAGGAGGGCGGAGGGCAUACGUGUAUGUAUAUAUUAAACGGACAUACCGGGCCGGUGAAGUGUUUGGCGGCGGUGGAGGAGGAGCGGCGGAGAGUGAAAAGCCAUGGUGACGUUGGUGGUGGCGAUAUGGUGUGUAUAUUAUAUAGUGGUAGUUUGGAUAAGUCGGUGAAGAUAUGGAGGAUGUGUCAACCGAGGUGGACGACGGAGAACCCUUCGUUGCCACCACCAUCGCCGCAACGGAUUGAUGGGUUACGGCGGAGCAGGGCAGAGGGUCAGAACAGAUUAUCACACCGCCGAGUGAGUAAACGGAAAAAGUAG
This is a messenger RNA of Cynara cardunculus var. scolymus (artichoke), 1783 nucleotides long. Its product is annotated as protein JINGUBANG-like. Gene Ontology annotation, molecular function: protein binding. The record is from RefSeq and is a predicted model, not a curated record. Bases 275 to 1783 code for a protein of 502 amino acids. The transcript has a single exon. NCBI's taxonomy places the organism in Eukaryota, Viridiplantae, Streptophyta, Magnoliopsida, Asterales, Asteraceae.